AUGGGUUACCCUGAUACUUUCGAAGGCUUCUGCGUCGACAGCCCCAAAUCAUGGAACAAGUUCGAGAAGCAAACCCUUACACCCAAGACCUGGGGAGACCGCGAUAUUGAUGUCGAGAUCGAAUGCUGCGGUGUCUGCGGCUCUGAUGUCCACACCGUCACUGGCGGCUGGGGAGACUUUGAGGGUCCUCUCUGCGUCGGCCACGAAGUUGUCGGCAAGGCCGUACGAGUCGGUGACAAGGUCAGCGAGAUCAAGGUUGGCGACCGUGUUGGUGUUGGUGCUCAGGUCUCUUCUUGCCUCGAGUGCAAGCUAUGCAACAACAAGAACGAAAACUACUGCCCUGACAUGGUCGACACUUACAACUGCAAAUACCCUGAUGGUAGUGUCGCUCAUGGUGGUUUCGCUUCUCACAUCCGUGCUCACGAGUACUUUACCUUUAAGAUCCCCGAUGCUCUCAAGAGUGAGCAGGUCGCUCCUCUUCUCUGUGCCGGUAUCACCACUUAUUCUCCUCUCGUGAGAGCUGGCGUUGGUCCAGGCAAGGUCGUUGCAGUUCUUGGUAUUGGAGGUCUCGGCCAUAUGGGUGUUCAAUGGGCCAAGGCUUUGGGUGCUGAGGUUUACGCCAUGACACACUCCCCCUCCAAGGUCGAGGAUGCAAAGAAGCUGGGCGCAAAGGAGGUCAUCGUCACCUCUGAGGAGGGAUGGGCCGACAAGUACAAGUUCACCUUUGACUUUAUCCUCAACUGUGCCGACAUGACACACAAGUUUGACAUGAACGCCUACAUGGGUACACUCAACAUCGGCGGCGAGUUCCACAACGUUGGUCUUCCCGAUGAGCCCCUUCCCCAGUUUACUGCCGGUACAUUUGCUGGUAAUGCUGGUAAGAUUACCGGCAGCCAUCUCGGUAACAACCAGGAGAUGAACGCCAUGCUUAAGCUUGCUGCUGAGAAGAACAUUGUUGCUUGGGUUGAGACGAUUGACAUCUCCGAGAAGGCAUGUGCUGAGGCGAUCGAGCGUGUAAAGGAGAAUAAGGUGCGCUACCGAUUUACCUUGACUGGAUUCGAAAAGGUUUUUAAGAAGGAUUAA
Molecule: messenger RNA, 1083 nt
Organism: Fusarium pseudograminearum CS3096
Lineage: Eukaryota; Fungi; Ascomycota; Sordariomycetes; Hypocreales; Nectriaceae
Exons: 1
Coding region: 1-1083 (360 amino acids)
Biological process (GO): alcohol metabolic process
Molecular function (GO): alcohol dehydrogenase (NADP+) activity; zinc ion binding
Source: RefSeq, a predicted model, not a curated record